Molecule: messenger RNA, 1761 nt
Organism: Rhodotorula toruloides NP11
Lineage: Eukaryota; Fungi; Basidiomycota; Microbotryomycetes; Sporidiobolales; Sporidiobolaceae
Product: anti-proliferative protein domain containing protein
Exons: 1
Coding region: 1-1761 (586 amino acids)
Biological process (GO): negative regulation of cell population proliferation; negative regulation of mitotic cell cycle
Cellular component (GO): cytoplasm; nucleus
Source: RefSeq, a predicted model, not a curated record
AUGGACCGCGAGCUCACCGCGGCGUCGUCCUUCCUCGCCUCGUACCUCGCCCAGCCAUCACACACCUUCUCGAGCUCGCUCACGGCGGCACUCGCGGCCAGGUACGACGGACAUUGGCACCCUCACGACCCCGAGCGAGGGUCAGCCUACCGCGCCCUCAUCCGCACCCCCGCUUCGCUCGACUCGUCCGUCCUCGCAGCCGCCAAGGACGCUGGACUGUCCAGGGAAGACGUCGAGCGGGCACUGGCCGGGCGGGCGGGCGACAAGCGGCUCACGCUCGGAGACUGCUGGACGCUCUGGGUCGACCCGGGCUGCGUCUCGCUCCGUGUCGAGCGCGGCGAUGGGUCGCACGGCCGUGAUGCCAACCUCAUCGAGGUCUGGGGCAAGCUGCCAGAGAGCCUGCGCGGACUCGCCGUCCCGCUCGCCGACGUCGAGGCUCCGUCAUCCAACAUCUCACCGCCGAUCGAGCCUGCCGCGCUCCUCUCGCCCGUCAAGCGCUCCAAGGCCAUUCAGAUUGUCGCACCGCCAGGUGGGCGAGGUGCGCUGCAGGCCAUGACCAACUCGGCACUCCAGCCGAGCUCGCCUGCACCUGCCGGAUCGUCCAGGCCGACCGCUCUCCUCGCCUCGCCCCUCAUCAUCCCGCCGACGCCCGUCCGUCCCUUGCCAGCGACCGAGGCAGACGUCUUCUCUCCCACUCCCGCCGCCGUCUCGUCCUCGCGUCUCCUCCCGCCUCGCUCGCCCUCGCCUGGUAACUCGUCCUCCCCUUCGUCCCGCAAGCAGUACUCGCUCUCGCCCUCGUCGUACCGCCCCUCGUCUCCCCUCGGCAUGACUCACCUCCAGCGCCGCUCGUCGUCCCGCGGCUCGUCCAUCUCGUCCCUCUCGGCAGAUUCGUCGGACGGCGAAACCUCCGGCUGCGACUCGCUCUUCUCGGCGUCGGGCGACAGCACCGCUUCGGCUGCUUCGUCCAUUCACGCCGCGAACGGUGCGUUGUGGAAGGGCCUGGACGCCAAGUCGCGCGACCUCGUCGACGGCGACGGCUUCCGAGUUCCGACCUUGCCUGCGCGUCCUGCGUCAUCAUUCGCGCCGUCGCACUCGCGCGCCUCGUCCGCCUCGUCUCUCGCUCCUCCUCCUUCGCCCUCCUCUCGCCUCCUCCUCUCGCCCAGCGGACGCUCGAUGCCCGGCUCACCGACCAAGCCGCGCCGCCGCGGUGUCCGAGGCGGCCAAUCUCACCGCUCCGAGUCGACCCACUCGCACUCGUCGUCCAUCUCAUCCAUAACCUCUCUCACCUCGACCGCCAUCCCGUCCACACCCCACCAGUCCUCGACCGACUUGCCCUCCACCUCACCCGCCUCGACGACGCGCCCACGCUCGAGGACCGAGACGUCGUCCUCUGCGCAGACGGCGACAGAGUACUCGAACGGGCUCGUCAAAGUCCUCGGCGGUGGCGUCCUCCUCGGAUGCGCCAAGUCGUGCGGAUCUGCCGCUGGCGGUCGGACGCCAGGCGGCUCCUCGGCUGACGGGGACGGUUCGCGUCGGCGUCGUCGGGAGCGAGGACGCGGAGGACGCGGGCAGGGCAGGUCCGGUUCGACGGCAGGCAUGGGCGACGGGAGCGACAGGAGCGGCGCGACGAGCCCGUACAACCACCUUGGCGCGCCUGCGAGUCCUGUCUGGGCGCCAUCGCCGACUGGCUCGACGUACCACCCGCAUGCGCAGCAGGUGUUUGGGCAGUACCCGACCAGCUUGCCGCCUCCGCCUAUGUAG